Messenger RNA from Prorocentrum cordatum, 610 nucleotides. The record is from the annotation of a GenBank genome assembly. Lineage: Eukaryota; Dinophyceae; Prorocentrales; Prorocentraceae.
GCCUGCGCACGGGCAAGACGAUCAAGGCGGGAGCGCCAGUGGGAGCGACACCACUCACGGCUCCUUCCCAGAGCACGUCCCUUCCGCAUCGGGCAGCUAUUGUUCUCUGUCGGAUCUCAGCGGCAGCAGGUGGUGGUUCAGCGACUGCAGCGAGCACGAGAGCAGCGGCAGCUCAGCGUGGAGCAGCUCCCACUCCGAGAACCACAGCCCUCGGUGUGCAGAGGAAAGCGAGGUCGACGAGCAGGAGGAGGCAGAAUGGCUGCAGGCCAACGCGGCGCAGCACGCCGCCGGGACCUGCCGGCCGUGCCUCUUCCACGGGACGGCGGCGGGCUGCGCACGGGGCCGCGCGUGCAGGUUCUGCCACCUGCCGCACGCGGCCGAGCGCGGGGCGCGGCGGAGCAAGGGUGUGCGCUGCAGGCAGCGGGCCGCCGCGAGGCCGGGCUGCCAGCGCGAGGGCGGCGCGGACGCCGCGCGGGACUCGGCCGGCGAGGACGGCCCGGGCCAGCGGCGGCUGCGCAGCGCCCUCGAGGAGAGGGGCCCGCAGCCGCCGGGCGGUCCGGCGCCGGCCGCCGCGGGCCGGAGGCCGGAGCAGCCCUCGAGCUGCGGCUAG